AUGAGCAGCAAUUCACGAUCACCAUCGCCGGAAUUUUCUCCUCUUGCGUUUGAUGAGGACUUGGCGCCUCUCCCACAGUACAAGACCGCCGGAACUACAGAGCUGGACUUCUCGGGCCUGUUGGGCGAGCCACUGAAACUCCACGAGGAUCUCAAGUCGGGAUGCGGGGGCCAGCUUUGGCCGGCUGGCAUGGUGUUGGCCAAACAUAUGCUGCGCUACCAUCGAGAUGAGCUGCAACACGCCAGAAUACUCGAGCUCGGCGCCGGCGGUGGCAUCGUCGGACUCACCGUCGCAAGAGGCUGCAGCAGGUUGGAUCAUCCACUCUACAUCACCGACAUGGUGGACAUGGAAUCCCUCAUGCAACACAACAUCGCCUUGAACGACCUCGGCGACCGGGUCCGAGCCAAAGUUCUCAAUUGGGGCGAGCCGCUGUCACAGGAGAUUCUGGAUUUCAAACCCGAUACAAUCCUCGCGGCCGACUGCGUCUACUUUGAACCAGCGUUCCCGCUGUUAUUGCAGACGCUUCAAGAUCUGUUGGCCUUGGUCCCGUCGGCCACCAUUUAUUUUUGUUUCAAGAAGAGACGCCGGGCCGACAUGCAAUUUCUGAAGGCGGCCAGGAAAGCCUUCACCGUGACCGAGAUUGCCGAUGAAGACCGGCCUGUGUUUAGCAGAGAGAACUUGUUCCUCUAUACCUUCACCCGGAAGUGA
Canariomyces notabilis is the source of this 708-nucleotide messenger RNA. RefSeq lists its product as uncharacterized. The record is from RefSeq and is a predicted model, not a curated record. Gene Ontology annotation, biological process: peptidyl-lysine methylation. Bases 1 to 708 code for a protein of 235 amino acids. Gene Ontology annotation, molecular function: protein-lysine N-methyltransferase activity. Lineage: Eukaryota; Fungi; Ascomycota; Sordariomycetes; Sordariales; Chaetomiaceae. The transcript has 3 exons. Gene Ontology annotation, cellular component: cytoplasm; cytosol.